AUGGAGAGUAAGGAGCAACAUGAACAGCACCUAAGAGUAGCAUUAGAGGUAUUACGCAAGGAAAAGCUGUAUGCGAAAUUCAAGAAGUGUGAGUUCUGGCUUGAACGAGUUGGAUUUCUUAGACAUGUAGUCACUGCCCAAGGGAUCGAGGUAGAUCCAACAAAAGUGGAAGCAGUAACCAACUGGAAAGCUGUAACUAAUGCUGGCGAGGUAUGGAGCUUUCUAGGAUUAGCGGGAUAUUAUUGGAUAUUUAUAGAAGGAUUCUCCAAAAUAACUGGACCAGUGGCGCAGCUUACAAGGAAGGGAGUAAAAUUUCAAUGGACGGAUAAAUUCGAAACAAAGUUUCUAAGAACUUAA
Molecule: messenger RNA, 357 nt
Organism: Olea europaea var. sylvestris
Lineage: Eukaryota; Viridiplantae; Streptophyta; Magnoliopsida; Lamiales; Oleaceae
Exons: 2
Coding region: 1-357 (118 amino acids)
Source: RefSeq, a predicted model, not a curated record